Molecule: messenger RNA, 1368 nt
Organism: Camellia sinensis
Lineage: Eukaryota; Viridiplantae; Streptophyta; Magnoliopsida; Ericales; Theaceae
Product: metalloendoproteinase 3-MMP
Biological process (GO): collagen catabolic process; proteolysis; extracellular matrix organization
Cellular component (GO): extracellular matrix
Molecular function (GO): zinc ion binding; metalloendopeptidase activity
Source: RefSeq, a predicted model, not a curated record
AAAAUUCAACACCACCACGCCCUUUUACCUUGUCACCUUCGCCAUCGCCGACCCUUUCAAACCCAUCCAUAUCUUCCAAUCUAUAUUAUCUCUCACUUCUCUUCAUAUUGCUACCAAAAAUUUUGAAUUCAAACUUUCAAAACACACACCACAAAACAAAACAAAACAAAAACAAAAGCGAACCAAACAUGAGUGCUCAUUUGUUCGUAACUCUGAUUUUAACCUCACUUUUCUCAAAUUCAGUGGCUCAUUUGCCUCACUUCUUCCCCAACAUGUCUUCAAUUCCACACAAUCUCAUCCCAAACUCGACCUUGGGAAUUUGGAACAGUUUUCAAAAUCUCACCGGCUGUCACGCCGGCCAAAAAAUCGACGGCUUGGCUCGAAUCAAAAACUACUUUCAAUACUUCGGCUACAUCAAUAUUUCUUCAACUAACUUCACAGAUGAUUUCGACGAUGCUCUCGAGUCGGCUAUCAAGACUUACCAGCUCAAUUUCAACCUCAACGCCACCGGAGAGCUCGACGAGCCGACCAUGAACCACAUCGUCAAACCCAGAUGCGGCGUCGCCGAUAUAAUCAACGGCUCGAGCUCAAUGAACUCUGGGAAAUCAUCGAGUAAUCUCAUCCACACCGUAUCUCACUACUCCUUCUUCCCUGGAACGCCACGUUGGCCUGACAGCAAGCGCGAUCUGAGCUACGCCUUCCAGCCGGAGAACCAGCUCUCGGAUACAGUCAAAGCUGUGUUCGCGAGAGCCUUCCUGCGUUGGUCUGAAGUCAUACCCAUGACCUUCAACGAAACGUCGUCGUUUGCCGACGCCGACAUUAAGAUCGGCUUCUUUAGCGGCGAUCACGGCGACGGCGAGCCGUUCGACGGCGUGUUGGGGACUUUGGCUCACGCGUUCUCGCCGCCGAGUGGGAGGUUUCAUUUAGACAGCGCCGAGAACUGGAUAGUCGCCGGAAACAUUGGCGAUUCCACGGCGGCCUCAGCCGUGGAUUUGGAGUCUGUGGCGGUGCAUGAGAUUGGGCAUUUACUGGGUUUGGGUCACUCGUCGAUCGAAUCGGCGAUUAUGUACCCGUCGAUAUCGUCAGCGACGAGGAAAGUUGAACUAGUGAGCGAUGAUAUACAGGGGAUUCAAUCUUUAUACGGGUCGAACCCGAAUUAUAACGGGUCGUCGACAUUGACGACUCAGCAGAGAGAGACUAGUGGUGCUGGGUCAAACUUUAUGGGUCGAUUGUGGGGUAUGAGGAUACUGUUAUUGGGUGUUGGAUUUGUGUUCAUUUUGUAAAAUUUAUUUAUUCAUUUAUUUAUUUAUUAUGUUUUGAUUUUUUUUUAAAGAUUUAUAUAUACGUAGAGAGUGGUAUACUGAUACA